GUUGCAAACAAACAGGCCAUUAUAUGAGUAAUUGUCCACAAAAGAAUGAGAAAAUUAAGCAAACUAACGCCUUUAGUGUUGUUUUUCUCAGUGGCGAGUUCAGUAAAAAUGAUUUCUACAUAGACUCCGGUGCGAGCAUGCACAUGACUGCGAACGAAAAUUGGCUGAAAAACCCUACAUAUUUGUCGGAUAUCCCAGAAGUAGUCAUUACGGACAAAACAAAAGUACCAGUUUUGUGCUCAGGUGAUGUAGAAAUAUCAACAAACUACAAUUAUGACAUAACAGUGAGGGAUGUGUUGUUGUUGUGUGUACCCAGUCUCGCAACAAACUUGUUAUCAGUCAGUGAACUCAUAAAAAAUGGUAAUAGUCGACAAUAUGGAAGUAUUGUCGCCUGCCUUUGAUACCGCUAAAACGCAUGUUCUUGAAGAGAAUGGAGAGAAGAAGCCUCCACCAAUGGGGAGGAAACAAAAGCGACAGCAACGCGCACAGAACUUUAGAAGAACUACCAACGCAAAAGUUAUUGCAGAACUCGCGGAACGCGAGACUCUUUGCUGAUGUUGCGGAUAAGUACGAAGCAUCUAUGUCUGUAGUGCCUGUUAAUAAGACCGUGCCAAUGCCACUCACCACCCGUGGGCUUGGUUUUACAGUAGAAGCAGUGCACCGGAAAUUAGCUUCAGUGCUCGGAGACCAAAUUGCGAAUACAAUGGAUGAAACACAAUUAUAUCGAUACACACUUUGCCAAUUUGCUCUCGCGCUGAAGAAUGGGCUUCCGUACCUGGCCAACACCGAUGUCCCGGUCCGUGAUCCUGGGAUGUACCAGACUACUCGAGAGAUUGAGGAAGUCUACGCCGGAAAUCCGAGCAACUUUGGAGUUAUUGCUGCUUUGAUCAACGCAGUAGGAAAAGUUUCUUAUGAGACCGUUGUUUAUGCACCUUUUGUUCCUGUAGCUGGAUUAUCUCCAUAUCAUCUGACAAUUCAGAACCUUCGCAGUGCAGUUGUUGCUAUGUCAAACCGAGCAACGCCACGCGAAUUGAGGGUCAUUUUCUACGAACAUAACCCAAUACCUGGUUGUAUCUGGAACGAGGAACUCGCUGAAGCACAGCCACCUCCUGCCCUCCGUCAAGUCAGAGGACGUAGAGACAUCAGAGAUCGCCGUCAACGUGAACUUGACGCCCGUCGCCGUAUCGUCGAGAACCCCUACUUUCCGCUGCUGAUGCAUUCCAUAUAUGGGAACACCACCCCCAGUACAGCAAAGUCACCUCUUCAGUACUCCUUUUUGUGAAGCCGAAUUGGAAUGUGCCAUUAGUAAAUCAAUAAAUUUGUUGUGAUUGAUAUCAAAAAUGUAAAUGAUUGCGCCAUCUAGCGUCACCAAUGUGACACUCUGUACUCAUUGUGUGUCCU
Acanthoscelides obtectus is the source of this 1401-nucleotide messenger RNA. Lineage: Eukaryota; Metazoa; Arthropoda; Insecta; Coleoptera; Chrysomelidae. The record is from the annotation of a GenBank genome assembly.